Brachypodium distachyon (stiff brome) is the source of this 1395-nucleotide messenger RNA. Its product is annotated as protein TIC 20-I, chloroplastic. NCBI's taxonomy places the organism in Eukaryota, Viridiplantae, Streptophyta, Magnoliopsida, Poales, Poaceae. The coding region runs from base 160 to 978 and encodes 272 amino acids. The record is from RefSeq and is a predicted model, not a curated record. The transcript is spliced from 3 exons.
UCGUCUUAAACAUUACGAGUCGAUAGUUUGCCCAGCCCUCCACAACUCCUUAUCUCCUUGCCGAGCGACCCAGCCCCCUCGCUCUUCGUCCUCCUCGGUCUUCCUCCUCGCUCGAGCGCCUCCACCGCAGGGAAUUGUGCAAGGCCAUUUUUAUACAAAAUGGUUCUCUGUCAAGGCUUAUCUGCUGGACAUGCCCAACUGUUCGCUUUUCCUGCUGCUAAGCAUAAGCCUUUCCUCUUAAGAAGAUCGUGCCUUCGUAUUCCAGCAGGAUCGCUGAGUCCAAAGAGCGUACGGCUUCAAUCUGAGAGCAAGAAUUUUUCGGUACGAGCUGUGCAAGCUGGCACUGAUUUUCUUCAAAAUGACACGCUCACAUCAUUUCCGAGGAUGAGUUCCAUCAAUGGAAUUCCACCAUUAUUGACCCAGCACAAUCAGUGUCGAAGAUCUGAAGUUGGUUGUCGGGCUUCAUCUCUAGCAUCAUUCAGCUAUCCUGAGUUGACUGCCAAACCAAGAUGGUGGUGGAGAACUCUAGCAUGUGUGCCAUACUUACUGCCACUCCACAACAUGUGGUCGUAUGCCGAUGUCAUCUACCAAUUGCACACGUACUUGCAGGGAUUUUCAUUGGUUUACACCUUUAUUGACACCAUGACACUGCUCCCGGGGUGGCUCUUGUUGGUGAUAUUUAUGACUGUGUACUUCUUUGUCGUGAGACGGAAGUGGUCACCCCACUUCAUGAGGUUCCAUGUGAUCUUGGCUAUCCUCCUAGACACCGGUUCCCAAGCAGUGGCAACGAUGUGCACCUGGAUGCCCAGCAUCGUGUACCAGGGGAAGCCCAUGCAGCAUUUCUGGAUGGCUAUUGCUUUCAUACAGAUCUUCACGGUGCUCGAGUGCAUGCGGUGUGCUCUUGCUGGGAUGUAUCCAAACGUUCCUUUCAUAUCCCACACAGCUUUUAUCCAUUCUGAUCUGAAUCUCUUCAGGUAGCCAACUGCUCACCAUACCAGGUUUUGGAUAUUGGAAGGAUGGAAAGGGAGAGGGAGGUGCAGAUAGGGUAGUAUUUUUGCAAUAACUACUUACAGUUCUAUCGACAACAUUUUGUUUAUAUUUGCCAGCAAUUUGACCUUUUUCUGUUGCAACAAAAACCCAAACGGUACAAGUGUUUUAGGUAACGCUGUUGACCUUGAAUUUGACCUUUUUCUGUUGCAAUUUGACCUUUUUCAGGUAACGCUGUUGAUUGUCGCAGCUGUUGAAUUGCUUAAAGUGUUUUAGUUAUCUGCAAUUUUGUGUCUAGAAACGUGUGAAUUCAUGUUUCCUCGUGUGCCUUGAAUUGAGCCCCAGCUGGCUAAAAACAGUUAUCAACCUGUCAUCCUUAAGAGCUUGUACAAUGGUGUUGCUCUGGAA